This is a messenger RNA of Xenopus tropicalis (tropical clawed frog), 1921 nucleotides long. RefSeq names its product transmembrane protein 164 (gene tmem164). The record is from RefSeq and is marked provisional. Lineage: Eukaryota; Metazoa; Chordata; Amphibia; Anura; Pipidae. Gene Ontology annotation, cellular component: membrane.
GGUGGGAGAGGAGGCCUGACCCUCAGCAAAGUCCCUAGGGGUGUAUUGGUAUGGCCCCCGUCACUACUACUUCCUAUUGAAGAGGUGCCAAGUCCUUGCCUUGUUCUGGUGCCGCACUCUGCACAACUGGGAAGCUGAGCUGCACACACCAGUAGCCGUCACAUUCUACAGGCAGGCGCAACACUGUGAGCGAGUUAGUGCCCAGUGGUUAGGCGGCACCGCCUGGGUGAGUGCUAGUGUGUUUGCACAGCUGCCCACUGUCAGCUCCCUGCCUUUCUCUGCUUCUACCUUACUUAAAUACGCUCCAAUAGACUGCGCACGUAGCGCAAACGCUCUGCGCCUUGAUUCUCUUACCCGCCAUAUUUUGACGCCCUGGGAUGUAAGUGGAGCAGACACAAGUUGCGCAUUUGAUGUUCCGCCAGGAGGGCAGAAGCGGAGCGCUGGAGGCUGUGCUGAGGGAGGACGGUAGCAUGUCCCGUUACUCGGACUGGCUCUAUGGAGGGGUAGAUCCCAACAUAGCGGGCAAUGGGGGCGCGGAGUGCGCCUCUUUUCUUCCUCCGGGACAGCGCUUGCUGGAGAGCCUGGUGCUGCUGAUCGUGUCCCUGCUGGAGAUCGGGGUGUCCCUGAGGAAGAUCCUGAGAGGCAGAGCUGGAGAGUGGGAGCCCAGUGGUACCCCGGCUGUGCGCUGUGAGAGCCUGGGCAAGAACCUGCUGUUGGUGGCCAUGUGCCUGACCUUUGGAGUGGAAGUUGGCUUCAAGUUCGCCACCAAGACUGUCAUCUACCUGCUGAAUCCAUGCCAUGUGGUUACUAUGCUGCAGAUUUUUCUCUUGGCCUGCCCACCUUGUAAACUGGCCACUAUAAUAUUCAGGCUGCAGAUGCACAUGUUAAAUGGGGCCCUUCUUGCUUUGGUGUUCCCUGUGCUAAACACUAGAUUGCUUCCAUUUGAGGUUGAGGUCUACUAUGUCCAACAUGUCAUGCUUUAUGUGGUGCCCUUCUACCUACUGCGAAAAGGAGGGGUGUACACGCCAGAGCCUAUGAGUGAUUUUUGGUGGGCUAUUCUGGGAACCGGACUCAUGUUUUUCUACCACUUCAGCUUCCUGCAAAUCUUGGGCCUGGUCACUGAAGUAAAUCUGAACAACAUGCUGUGCCCAGCUAUAUCUGACCCCUUCUACGGGCCGUGGUAUCGUAUCUGGGCAUCAGGGCAUCAAACUCUCAUGACUCUGAUCCACGGGAAGCUUAUUGUCUUCUUGUUCUCCUGUGGUCUUCCAAGAUGGAAAUUCUUUAUGGAUCUAUUUCCAUUGCCUGGGAAGAAAGUGGACUGAAGGGGCAUUUCAGGAGGCCAACAUGAGGGCUGAGACUCUUCGCUGCCAAAUGCUGCCUCUGGCUUUAAAUAGAAUUAAAAGGGCCUAACAUUUCUUGUUCCAGUGUUACAGACUUGUGUUAGUAUAAGUGACCUUACUGGAAAGUGCUCCAUGCCCUCCCUAAUGGAAACAUCUAUGUUGUUUGUGGUUGGCAACCAAUUGCUGAUACCUCUGAGAAAAUAAGCAGCUAGCCUAAGGCAAGAGAAACUGGUGGGUUAUGCGCAGAAGGAGUGGCUCACUAUCACACCAGUUGUCCCGCUGAACCUGCUUCACUCACCCAUACAGCUUAGUGGGCAAUAUCCACAUGGUUCAGUAUUGAUCAGGCAUUUUCUGUCUUUGCCAAACAGCAUUUCUCUUGCUAUGUCAGAAAAUAUGAAAAAAAAUCAAUGUUUUUAAAUCUUUAAAGGGCAUAUGUUUGGACGUAUUUUAUAUUCAGGUAGGUUGUGUGGUGGUGCCUGGUCUUCUAAUGUUACACUGUAUGUGUUUGUAUUUCAUAUAUAAUAUUUUGCAUACGUGAAACUUCUAACAUUGGUAUUUAGUAUAAAAACACUCCCCACAAU